Xiphias gladius (swordfish) is the source of this 1764-nucleotide messenger RNA. RefSeq names its product leucine-rich repeat-containing protein 52-like. The record is from RefSeq and is a predicted model, not a curated record. The coding region runs from base 562 to 1551 and encodes 329 amino acids. Gene Ontology annotation, molecular function: potassium channel activator activity; voltage-gated potassium channel activity; transmembrane transporter binding. The transcript is spliced from 2 exons. Lineage: Eukaryota; Metazoa; Chordata; Actinopteri; Istiophoriformes; Xiphiidae. Gene Ontology annotation, cellular component: voltage-gated potassium channel complex.
GGAGGGAAGGACGCACUUUUCCACGGCGGGGGGUACAUCAGACCCACACACACACUCACGCACACACAGUCAAGGGCGUGUGUGAGCUGGGUUCGCGUCCUGGAUUCGGGAAUUUUGCGCAAGUCAUGGCAUUUGUUUGGAAACUAAAUAAACAACGCACUCCGCUGGCGACAACUAAUUCACAAAGAUGAGUCACGGAGGGGAUGAUCGACAACGCUCAGUGGUUCCGUGGUCUUCUCUGGCGGGACAAAGUCCGGUAAGCCGCACGAUUCUCACCUUCAGGGCGCUAAGCGUCUCUCGGUCACCUUCCGUAAUGAUGUCUAGUGGCGACGUGCGUGGCGCGCCAGAGCGCGUCUGAGUGACUGACCGAUAGUCUUUCUGAGAGAGAAGGAGAGGCUGGAUAUAAACAGCAGCCAGGCUUUCAGGCAGCGUCAGCCAGACACGCAGAGAAGCCACCUCGCCUCUCUCCCAGCCCCCCAGACCCAUGCAGGAUGCCCGGAGAGCGCCGGGGAGUCCUGGUCCAGCUCAGCCCGAGUUCAUGACGCUCUGGGCGGCCUCGUCAUGUGUCUCCUGCCAGAGCCCAGCGCCCAAUCCCUCCGGCUCCUCUUCCUCUUCAUCUUCGUGAUGGGGGUGGCCCCCUCACCGGCUCUCACUGCCGGCUGCCCCGACAGAUGCGUGUGCGACGACCAGCUGGUGGUCCAGUGCGCCGGGCAGGAGCUCACCCAGUUCCCCAAUGACCUGCCCCUGGCCACCCGGCAGCUCAUCAUCUCCAACAACCGCAUCGGGGACCUGCCGGCGCUGCAGCUCAACUACCUGUCAGAUCUGGUCUAUCUGGACUGCAGCAACAACUCUUUGACCGAGAUCUCCGAGUCCACCUUCGGGAACUUGCGCAAACUCGCCUACCUGGACUUGUCUUUUAACAUCCUGCUGCAGAUCGAGGACCGGACUUUCGGGCCCCUGGCGUCUCUGGUGAUGCUCCGGCUGACGGAUAACCCGAGCCUGGGGGAGAUCCACUCGGAUGCCUUCUCGGAGAACAUGGCUCUGCAGGUGCUGGACGUGAGCCGGAACAACCUGACGGCCCUCAACAUCAGCAGCCUGAUCGCCCUGCCUGCUCUGCGGUCUCUGGGGCUCAGCGGCAAUCCCUGGAGGUGCGACUGCGACACGGAGGACCUCUGCCUGUGGGUACAGAUAGAGGGCUUCAAAUUCCAAGACGAGGGCCAGACAGUUUGCCACAGUCCCCCAGAGCUGGCAGGCCAGCGGUUGGCGGAGGUCGGCAUGCAGCUGCGGGCAGACUGCCACCAAGGCCUGGGCUACUGGGACUACCUCUUCUUCAUCGCCAUCGGCUUUGUCAUCUUCUCAGCCGGCACGGUGUCAGCCUGGGUUAUGGGCGUGCUCAUGGUGCUCUACGAGCGCUACAGCAAGCGGAAGAGCGAGGAGAUAGACAGCGAUGACGAGGACAAGAGGGGAGGGAUGGGCGGAGGAGGGGGAGGAGGAGGAGGAGGAGGGAACCAGGGGAAUGGGGAUCUGAGCAAGCCCGGCAUGCAGGUGUGACAGAUUGAUGUGAAACAACAUGAGCGCAGGAGGAGAAAAAAGACAGAGAGGAGGAAACAGAAGUGAUGAGAGGACUCUGAGACCAAAGGCUCUGCGAUGAACCAAGACUCGACUGUCUCUCUUUUUAACAGAGUUAGAUAUUGCAAUAUGCCCUUCAACAUAUUGGCAGAAAGUGUGUGCUUGUGUGUGUGUCUGUGUGUGUGUGUGUGUGUG